CCAGUGUGGGUGGGAGGCGCCGACCGAGGCUAUAAAACGGCGGGCGGGCGCGCGCGGCGCGCAGUGCGGGCGCCACGUGGAGCGGACGCGGAGCGCGCGGCACCGCCAUGGCCUCCAACGACUACAGCCAGACGGCCACCCAAAGUUACGGCGCCUACCCCGCCCCCCCCAGCCAGAGCUACUCACAGGGAGGGGGGCAGGGCUACGGCCAGCAGAGCUACGGGGGCUACGGGCAGAGCUCGGACACGGGCUAUGGACAGGGAGGGUACAGCUCCUCCUAUGGGCAGAGCCAGAGCGGUUACUCGGCCCCUGCGGCUCCUCCCUCCUACGGCUCCGGCGGCUUCGGCUCCGGGCAGAGCUCCCAGGGCAGCUACGGCCAAAGCUCCUCCUACCCUGGGUAUUCCCAGCCCCCUGCGGCUGCCUCGGCUUCGGGAAGUUACGGCGGCGGCUCCGGCAGCUCCAGCUACGGCCAAGCCCCGAGCGGGGGCUACAACCAACAGCAGAGCGGGGGCUACAACCAGCAGAGCUACGGGGCAACAGUCGUCCUACAACCCCCCCCCCAGCUACAGCCAGCAGGGCCAGUACAGCCAAGGGGCCUCCAACAGCUACGGGCAGGACGGGGGCUCGCUGAGCUCGGGCGGGUACCAGGACGGCCCCAGUGGCGGGCCAACAGCUACGGGCAGGACGGGGGCUCGCUGAGCUCGGGCGGGUACCAGGACGCCCCCAGCGGCCCCGGUUACGGCUCCCAGGCCCCUCCCGAGCGCAGCCGCGGCCGCGGCGCCUUCGGCUCCGGCCGGGGAGGAUUCGAGCGCGGGAACCGCGGCAGCCGCGGAGGCCGGGGAGCGCAGAUGGG
Agelaius phoeniceus (red-winged blackbird) is the source of this 853-nucleotide messenger RNA. Lineage: Eukaryota; Metazoa; Chordata; Aves; Passeriformes; Icteridae. The record is from RefSeq and is a predicted model, not a curated record.